Molecule: messenger RNA, 2033 nt
Organism: Cornus florida
Lineage: Eukaryota; Viridiplantae; Streptophyta; Magnoliopsida; Cornales; Cornaceae
Product: L10-interacting MYB domain-containing protein
Exons: 5
Coding region: 274-1902 (542 amino acids)
Source: RefSeq, a predicted model, not a curated record
CUUACCCUCCAUUCCAAACACGGGAUAGGGAUAGGGUGGUGUCACGGUCGAGGUUAGCGUUGCACUCCAGCAACGAAAAAGAUUCCAACUUAUCCAGGAAAUACCUUAUCCUUGAUCUCCGAUUGCACCAACCCAGAUUGAGAUCUUCCGAUCGACGACAAGGCAUCUGCAUAAAACUUAAAGUGCAGAGCAAGGAUAUGAGAUGCCAAGGACUUUGCAGACAUGAAGAUAGAAGUGCAAAAUUUAGAUAGAGGAAAGGCAUAAGGCCUGAGAAUGGGUAUUCGGCCCCGAAGCAGUAGUGAUCGCAUGAGGACCAUUUGGACACCAGAAAUGGAUCGCUAUUUCAUUGACCUCAUGCUAGAGCAAGUCAACAAAGGGAAUAGGAUUGAUGAUCAUUUAUUCAGCAAACGGGCAUGGAAGCACAUGACAUCAUUGUUCGAUGCAAAAUUCAAAUUUCAAUACAAAGUAGAUGUUUUGAAAAAUCGGCACAAAACACUAAGAAACCUAUACAAGUCUAUAAAAAAUAUUCUUGACCAGAAAGGGUUCUACUGGGACGGAGUACGACAAAUGGUGACUGCUGAUAAUAAAGUCUGGGAUGACUAUAUCAAGGUAAACCCUGAUGCACGAUCUUACAGAAUAAAAACGAUUCCAUAUUAUAGUGAUUUGUGCUUGAUAUAUAAAAAUGCAACUGUGGAAGGAAAAGGGAACCCUUCUAGCCAAGAUGACAACAAUGAUAGAAAUAUGGCAGGAUCAGAGACAGGUAACUUGUUGGAAGAUUUAAAAUUUCCUGCUACUACCGCUGAUGAAGGGGAACUCGGUGACAAUUUGGUGGAAUCAUCAUUGCAUUCAGGUGAUAAGACUACAACAAUGGAAGUAACCCAGCAUAGCAAUUUUGGUGAAGGAGCUGUGGAUGCCCUUCAUGAAAUAAUUAUCAAUGAAGAUUAUGGUGUCUCUACGUCAGAUGGAAAAAUGGAUGACACACCUCAACCAGUAGCUGAUACUGGCUCCAUGAUGGGUACUCGUUCAAGGACUUAUUGGCAACUACCAAUGGACCGUUAUUUCAUAGAUCUUAUGGUAGAGCAAGUGCAGAAAGGGAACCAGAUUGAUGGUCUAUUUCGCAAACAAGCAUGGAUGGAGAUGAAUGCAUCAUUUAAUGAUAGAUUUGGCUAUAAGUAUGAAAUUGAUAUUUUGAAAAACCGAUAUAAAACUCUAAGAAGGCAGUACAAUGUUAUAAAGAAUCUUCUUGACUUGGAAGGGUUUGUGUGGAAUGAAGCACGCCAAAUGGUGACUGCUGAUGAUUGUGUCUGGCAAGAUUAUAUUAAGACACAUACAGAUGCACGACAAUACAUGACCAGACCAGUGCCAUACUUCAAAGAUUUGGGUGUGAUAUGUAGGGAAUUAAGUGGUAAUGGAAGAGACAUUGUCUCGGGUCAGAAUUCAGGACAACCAGAUGAAAUCCUUGAAGCCAAGAUUACCAGAGCAUCGAAGGGUUCACAAUCUCCUGCUGCAUCAGUUUCAGUUGAAGAUCAAGUUGGUGAUUUACACGACUCAUCUCUUAAGGAUUUUAAAUUCAGUCCUGAUCAGCCAAACAAACGUCAACUAGAAAACCCGUCAUGCUCUGUAAAUUCCAAGAAAUCACAUAGCAAAGAUGAGGGCAUGGCUAAUGCCCUCCGGGAGAUGGCAACUGCAGUUUCUUCUCUGGCUGAUAAGAAAAAAGAGGAUGAGAACGCCGUCUCCAUAGAGUCUGUGAUUGAAGCAAUACAGGCCUUACCCGACAUGGAUGAAGACCUUGUGUUGGAUGCUUGUGAUUUGUUAGAGGAUGAAAAGAAAGCGAAGACAUUUUUGGCAUUGGAUGUUAAACUAAGAAAGAAAUGGUUGUUUAGGAAGCUUCGUACCGUUUAGUUUCUAGCUACUUUUCUUCUGUAUAACAAAUAACUACUGAUGUUUCUUCACGUCUGUGGUUUAAUCUUUACUGACAGACUAAACUGGAUUGUUGUUUAGCAAUUCCAAGAUAUGAAUUCCAGUUUACUUUA